CUGAGUUUCGUUGGUCUCUCCUUCGGUUAACUCAGUAGCGCCGGGUUAUUCGACGCGGCAAGAGCUUACAAUUCUCAACCCUGUGUUUUUUUCCACUCUAUCUUAUAUAUUAAUCCUCCCCCAUCCACCUAUCCACCCAUCAACCUCUUCUAUUUAUUUUUGGAUAAUAUCAAUCCAUCAAAUUUAUCAUAAUACCUGAUCUUAAUCCUUACAUACGUUUAUUAUACGAUUUUAUUUUUAAUAGGAUCUUUUAAGUGAUUAUAGAUUAUAAACAAACAAAAUUAUGUUUAUCGAUAGUUAUUUAUUUGUUAAUCGACUGAACGGUACUUAUCGAUAAAUUUUGUUACCUUUUUUUCUUUUGGUUUUGUUUUACAUUAGAGGGAAAGAAGGGAUUGAACUGAUAGAUCGUAUGGAUCUUGUCGAAUAAGGGAGUUGCCCAGCCGCGAAAACGCGCAAAACCCUUCCUACCUUUAGCAACCUAGACGACCAACCCCUCCACUCUUUCUUUCUCUCUCUCUUUCUCUCUCUCUCUCUCUCCUAUACUUUACUACUCCUCUUGCGACUCCUCAACGCGCAUGAAAACAUCGGCGCGGCGCGUGCAAUCUUUGUAGUUGACUGGGUGACAGCGUGUGAUUUGGAUCCUACGGAUAGUUUUCUUCAGAGGAUUAUUAUACUAUUAUUAAGGAACGUGAAAAGUUAUGCCAGUGACGAGAGUGCCUAUCGUAAUUAAUCCUGAUGGUGGUGGUUGUGAUGUGAACGAUGAAUUAAAUCAUUCUAAUAUAUUCUCCGAACAGUGUUAUAAAUCUGACCUUGAUUGUGCUACUAUUUCUGCUGCCACUACUACUACUACUACUACUGUUACUAUUAAUUCUUGUUCUCGUGAUAUUAAUCAAAGUGGUUUAUUUUAUUCGAGGAAACGUACAAAUUAUUCCUCUUUGACUUUUCUUCCUAUCAACAUGAGAGUUGCUAUCAUCGGUGUUAUCGGUGUCCUCGUUGUCCAGUUUGCUGGUACACUUGGUAUAUCCAACAAAGAUGGCGACGUAAGAGUAGAAAUAAAAAUGCCGAGAGAAGCUGUCGAAGGUACUGCGAUCGAAUUAAGAUGCGAAUGGCGACUCAUGGGUGAAACUGGUCUUUACGCUGUCAAAUGGUAUAAAGAUGAUCACGAAUUUUUCCGAUUCGUACCAGCUAAUUAUCCCAAAAUACAAACAUUUUCUCAACCCGGUAUAAACCUUGAGAAAUCAAACAGCGAAAAAUCGAUAAGAUUGGUCAACGUUAGGUUGGCAACAUCCGGUCAAUACAAAUGCGAAGUGUCAACGGAGGGUCCAUCAUUUGCCUCAUUUGUCAAAACUGCCAAUUUAACUGUCGUAUCUCUUCCGGAACGAGGACCGGAAAUCACGGGCUUAUCCUCGCACUAUGCUGUUGGCGAAAACGUGACUGCCAACUGUACGGCUUGGCCUUCAAUACCAAAAGCCGAUCUCCGUUGGACUAUCAAUGGAGAAGCGGUGUCAGCAGAGAACACAAUACAGCAUCCACCGUUGGCUCCAGUCAAUUCCAAAGGUAUACCCAACAGCCUUGGUUUACGUCUGGAAGCAGAACCAAGACAUUUCGGUGGUGGUGGCCUGGUUAAGAUCAAAUGCAUCGCUGAAGUCGGUUCUCGUGCGUUCGAAGCUGAAAAGAGGGUCCAGAUGGCUUAUGUGAACAACCAGAGGCUGAGUGCUGGUGAUCUUCGCAGCAACAAAGCUUGUCGUAACGACGACCGAUUUCUCUAUGGUCCUCUUAUAUUUUCGAUCCUUUUAAUCGUCGUUUCAACGUGACCGAGUGAAACGUGAACAGAAUUAUUAAUUAUUAUAAUAAUAAUAAUAAUAAUCCGCGAGUCACGCUUUAACGCGUAUGUUACGUACGUCACGUUUUUGCAAAGCGGAUUCAGUGUCAGUCGUCCGAUCCUUUUCGUAUAAUGUUAACCUAGCCGUUAAGGUAUUAGAUCAAUGAUCUAAUUAUAAAAACCAACGACGAUGGGAUUUAUAUAUUAAAUUUUUGUUCAUAUUGUAUUUUUUUUUUAAUUUGUUUUAUUAUACUCAAAUAUUUUAAGAAUAUUUUUAUACCUUCGUAAAAAGUCCCACGUUUUAUCUAAUCGGUUGUUUCAUUUCUAUUAAUUAUUAUUAUUAUUAUUGUUUAUAUAUUAAUUCACUA
Messenger RNA from Polistes canadensis, 2190 nucleotides. RefSeq lists its product as uncharacterized. Lineage: Eukaryota; Metazoa; Arthropoda; Insecta; Hymenoptera; Vespidae. Bases 699 to 1814 code for a protein of 371 amino acids. The record is from RefSeq and is a predicted model, not a curated record. The transcript is spliced from 6 exons.